Molecule: messenger RNA, 7449 nt
Organism: Antechinus flavipes (yellow-footed antechinus)
Lineage: Eukaryota; Metazoa; Chordata; Mammalia; Dasyuromorphia; Dasyuridae
Gene: FASTKD3
Product: FAST kinase domains 3
Exons: 7
Coding region: 146-2113 (655 amino acids)
Biological process (GO): regulation of mitochondrial mRNA stability; mitochondrial RNA processing
Cellular component (GO): ribonucleoprotein granule; mitochondrial matrix
Molecular function (GO): RNA binding
Source: RefSeq, a predicted model, not a curated record
CUUAAGGGAGGGGCCUGGCGGAAGAGGACUCACCGGGACAGUGCACGUGCGUUAGUGAGGUUGUGCGCAGGCGUAGGUUGCCUCCGGAUAGUUUAAUUCUGAACUGUGUUCAAGAUGGGAAGCUGAUCCCAUUCCGUCAUUCCCCAUGGCCUUGAUUACUUUACCCAGAUCCCAUUUUUAUUCAUCUAGUCUUCAAACUUGCAGAAUUUUGACUUGCUUGAGAAAAUAUUUGAGCCCUGAUAACAACAAAAGCAGAAAAGUCAUAUGUCAGGGGUAUUUUUCCCCACAACAAGAGCAAUUCAGAAUCUUUCAUCAUGCAAACUGUAGGAAGCAUCACUCAGAAAAAGAGAGUAAACCUUACUCAGUUGGAUUGGUGUUUUUCCAAACAGCAGCUUGGGACAGGUUUGAACAAAGUAAUGGUCAUGUGGAUCAUCAGAGGUUUUAUAAGGAACUAAAUAAUUUCACUUCAUCUGACCAGGUGUUAAAAUAUGUAACCACACUGGAAACAUUGUCAGAUACUAUGGCAGCAGCAGCUUUGUAUCGGGUCUCUGAAGUGGAAAAAGAGAAAAGUGGCCAAAAAAUUCCAAAAACAGUUUUGGAGAAUGAAAUCUUCAGAGCAUUAUGCUUUCAGUUUGAAUAUGAGUCCACAAAUCUGUCAGAUACUGGUCUGGUGACUGCUUUGCAAGCUUUGACAGGACUACAUGUGGAUCCCCAGAGUAACUUACUAGUAAAUCUGAUAAUGGAGUGUCAAAAUCGGCUUCAACAGGGUCACAUGACAAUUCAUAAUCUUUGUAUUCUUGGAGAAUGUAUGGUUAAACUCCAGAAUCCAAAUUGUGUGCUCAAAGAAAUUAUACUUCAACUUCAAGGUCAAAAAUUGCAAGAAUGUACACCUGAGGAGAUAGUGGCAAUAUAUACAUUGCUUCAAACUGCUUUUGGAGAAGCGGUUCAACAUCAGGACUUCUUGGAUCAGUUAAACAACCUCUGUAUUUCAUUAGUUUAUAAAUUUAGUCCUACAGUCACAAGCCAAAUAUUGAAUGCCUUGGUGACUCUCAACCAAACUCAAGCUUUUCCUUUGGUUGUAAAGCUUUGUAUACAUUCAGUAAAAUUUGUCUCUCAUUUUACCAAGGAAGAGCUAGGAAAAGUUUUAGAGGGUUUCAUACAUUUUGGUUACACAGACAAAUUUUUCACACAAGCCCUGGAAGAACAUGUUUCCACACGUUGUCUCACUAUGCAUCCUGAAUCUAUCAGCAAAGUUAUGCAGUACUGUAGUAAAAAAUCAAUUCUUUCAAAACCCAUCUUUGAUGCAGUGGCAGAAAGUUUUGUUUACCAAGCUGAAAUAUUCUCCACUGUUCAGAUUUCUCAGUUGAUCACACCUUUUGGGAAACUCAAUUACCUGCCCCCAAAUGCUUCACUUUUUUUUAGGAAGCUUGAAAAUACAAUAAGAACUCGUUUUAAAUAUUUUCCUCCUCAAGCCCUGUUGAAUCUUCUUCAUUCCUGCACCCUCAUUGGUCACCCCCCAGUCAAUUAUGUGGCAAAGUUAUUUAGUCCAUAUUUUCUUCAGAAAUUACAAGUUCAAGAAUUGGGUUUAAGUAAAUCAAGUCUAGCCCAGCUGACCCAGCUUUAUUUAACAGUGGUCUUGGAAUGCCCCUUCUAUAAGGGUCCUAAACUGCUUCAACAAUAUCAAGUGAAAUCAUUUCUUAUUCCACCUUACCUCCUGGAGACUCCCAUGGAUCUUCAUCUUUAUAAAACUGUUAGUGCUGCACUAAUUCAUCUUUUAGAAGGAAGAACAUAUUUUGCUUCAAGAGUCUCAACACCCUAUUGUUACACAGUAGAUAUUGAGAUUAAACUAGAUGAAGAAGGAUUUGUAUUACCUUUUGCAAGCGAUGAAGAUGUGUAUAAAAGAUUAGCACUCUGCAUUGAUGAUCCAAAAAGAUUUUGUUUGAAUAGCCACAACUUACUAGGAAAAGAAGCUAUUAAACAAAGACACCUACAAUUACUUGGUUAUGAAGUUAUACAGAUUCCAUAUCAUGAAGUUGAGAUUCUCCCAUCAAGAUGCGAAGUAGUGAAAUAUUUAAAGAAAAAAAUAUUCUCUCACAGAUACAGAUUUUAUUGAUUACAAGAUUGGAAUAUUGACUGCGUACUUGGUGGUAAAAACAGUUUGCAUUCUGGUGGUGACUAAUUUGAACACUUACAUACAUACAUACAGAAAAAAAAAAAGAACAAUUUGUGAAUUAUUCUGAGCCAAUUUAUUAAAGUUUAUAUCUAUCAACAGUUUUCUAGUUCCUAAUGAUUCAGGACAUUUCUUUGUUGCUGCAAUGUGGCUUAAUAAUUUAAAAUAUUUUUGUAAUGUAGCACUGAUAUCAUCAAUUCAUGUUAAUUUUUUUGUAUUAUGUUGACUUCAUUUUUUAGAAUAAACUAAAGAAGUAUAACAAAAAUAAUGAUCUUAUUUUGUGGUAGGAAUACUAGAGUCUCUGACUCUUAGGUGGAGCUAGUUUUCUGCUAAUAUAUAAGGAAUCUGUCUUUGAGGUCUAGAGCUAUUGAUGUAACUUCCCAGUUGUUUGGGCCAUAAAAGGUCCAUUCCACAAUGAGUUAGUACCCUUCAGAUUUGAUGAAUGUUCAUCAGCCAUAUAAAGCAACACUUUUGAGUGGAAGCAGUUCAUUUAGAGAGUGACAAUGGAGGCUAUAUCUACCUGAAUCAGUACCGUAUCUUUGCUGAAUAGCUUUUCUAUGAUGUGACCUAAAAUGUGUUUGUGUUAUUUCUUCUGAUUGGAGAAAAUAUUUAAUCGUCUUUAAGUCAUUAAGUUUUUUCAUUUGGGAAAUGUUCAGUUCACCAGUAUACUGAUCCAGAAGGAUGAGAACUAUAAAGACCAUCAGAUUUGGCAAAUAAGAGAUCACUGUGUAUUUUUGAAAGAGCAAUUAUAGUUGAGUAAUGACAUUACAAGCCACAUUACAAAUGGUUAGAAUCAAGUAAAAGAAAAAGAAAUGUAAGCAGUGACAACUUUAUUUUUGCACUUUGAAAAUCUAGCUUUUAUUAGUAUUUUUUUUUUCUCAGUGGCAUUUUAUUUUUCCAGUUAUGUGUAAAGGUAGUGUUCAGCAUUUAUUUUUGUAAGAUUUUUGAGUACCAAAUUUCUUCUGCUUUAUUGUCCCUUCCCUAGAUCUUCUGAAUAAAAUAAACACUGGAAAAGAAGGAUAGAGAGACUUAAGGAGGAAAGAGGUUUAGAAUAGCUUCUGUGAAACUAAUCAAUUAGAGAAAUAAAAAUCACUUUGCUGCAUCAAGGCACCUAUUGAGGAUAGUUAAUAUCAUGUAUAAUGUAUCCAAUCAGCAGAUUAGUGGGACUUUUUUUUUCUUUGCACUUAUGGGAGUCAUCCAUAGCUGAGGUUUGGCAAAACACAAACAGGAACAUAGGGUAAGGGAGCAAAGUUUUCAGUAUUCCAGGAACAGCAUAGACUUGAAAUCACUAUUGAGAAUGGAGAGAGACAGAUUAAAUCAGAGCAGGAGAAAAAGCUUGAGAGAGUACUGAAUCUGGGAGGGACUGGAGAUCUCAAUGAGAGACAAGUAGAUGUCAAAGGGAUGAAGCAUAGGGAGUAGAGUCUGGGAAAUGCCAGAUUUUUCACUCAUAGCUGUAGGAAGUAUACAACAAUCUUUAUGUGUAGCUGAAGUGGAAUGAAGAAUUUAUCUUAAAUGAGGCUUAAGAAUAUCUAAGAAAUUGCGAGACUAGGGAUAGCUACAUGAAUAUAAAGUCCCUGAGCGUAAAGGCAUGAAUUGGGGAGAAGACAGUGUUAAGUCAGGUUUCAAACUCCUUGGAAAAGCAUGAAAAAAAUCCUGGACAGGUCAAUAUAUUACAACUUCGCUAAUUUGGGUUGAAAAUUUUACCUGUGUGGACUUCAAAAAGUUACUGAGUGAAGGAAACAAGGGAGAGACUGCUGAGUGAAAAUGGUGGGGCGAGGAUUCCCCCUUAAAAACUAGUGUGAUAGUUUGAGAGAAGGGGAUAGCUAGUGCUGAGAAUGUUAGUAAGAAGUGCAUUGCAAACAGAGGGUUUUGUGUCUCUAUAUGAACUAAUAGCUAGCAAAUUUCUCUUCAUGGAAGAUCUCUAUGUAAUGAGAAUUCCAGGGGGCACAGUGGAAUCAGUAAGGUUAGACUGGGAGAUGAGUGGAAGGAGGGAGAGGAUGUCUUAAGGAAAGUCAUGAGGAAGGGAUAGGGGAAAUUUUCUUCUAAAUGGUUCCUAAUUGAUUUCUCUAGGAAUAGAGAGAGAAACAAGAAUCUCCAUUGCAGUGGUAAAGGGUAGUAGAUUGUGAAAGAAAUUCACAAUUUUCCAAGAAAUUUUAUAGAGAGAGCUAAUUAAGGCCUACGUCUCUUUCUUCACCUGAGAGGCUUGUGAUGUGGGGAGAGACAUGGGAGGAAAGGAGAUAUUUGUGGUCCCUUCAGCUGUCAGAGGGUAUUGGUGGACAGCCAGACCUGAGUCGGUUUGGUCUGUAUCAUCAGACCCACCAUUUUUUUUUAAUAAAUGAGAACAAGAGAAUCAACCAGCACAUUGAUAGGACAUGCAGUGCAAAUCUAUGGUUCACUUCUUGUAUUCAGUAAAGAAAGUCAAUUUCUUAUAAUUACAAAUUUAGAUCAUUAAAUGAUGAAUACACAAUAGCUUUAGAGUACCUCCUAUUUUUGCUGAAGGAGUAUGAAAAAUAUUUUUCUCCAGAAAAGUUUAGUUUUAUAAUAAAUGAACCACAAUUUAAGCUUAUGAAACAUAUAUUCAUUAACUAAUGGUGUAUAUUUAAAACCUUAAUCUUAAAAUUAAACAAGAAAAAGCAAGAGAUACAGCCAGCUGAUAAAGUAGAAUCCAUCUAGACUGAAUCAUAUGAGAAACUGGGUAGAUGCCAUUAAAACACUUAGCAAGUUAAAAUAUUCUAUUAUUCUUUCUAAGCAGUAGAUGGUGCUGUUGUUUAAAAGUUCACCCAUUGAGUAUUAUAAUUAUGCCAUACCAUAGAUGAAACACCAGAAAAUUAUAGGUGCAUGUUUAAAAAUUAGAACUCAUUUUCCCAUUGUCUCAAUUCAUAAAUUUAGAGGUAUGCCAUCAUUGUUUCAGAUUUACCUUAAAAUGGAAGUUUAGAUAUAUAAAUUGCUUUAUACUUUUACCCCUUUUAACUCAAAAUUUUAAACUUAUUUGACACUCUAGGAUGAAACCUGCUCUAGUUACUCUCUGUACAUACUGGUAUAAUUCUGGACCCCAUUUUUGGGAAAAAGUAUUGAGCUGAAUUGUGUUCUGAGGAGGAAAUCAUGAUGAUUGAGGGACCUCAAAACCAUAAGGUCAUAUUUCUCAUUUUACAGAUGAGAAAGCUGAAGCUCUGAGAGAUGAAAUAUUGGCCCAAGAUUAUAAAUGUAGCAAAACUGGUAUUUGGAUUGAGGUCUUCUAAAUUACAAACCACUACCUUUCCUGAUGUACUGUCCUGCACUUAACAAACAUUGGAUGAAAGAACUCGGAUGUCUCUCCUUCACAGGACUUGGGGGUCAUGUGAUAGCCAUAUUCAUAAAGAAAUCAGAAAUGACCACUGAGUUGUAGUUGUGUAUUGUUUUUUAAAUGUAUUGUGCUUUUUGUAUUCCAUAAGCUGUUAAGUAGCUAAGCAGAUAGAAUUUAGGAGUUGAAGUCAAAAUGGCCUGGAUUUUAAUCCUGUCUCAGAAAUUUAGUAGGUGUGUAACCUUGAGCAAGUCACUUAAUCUCUCUCAGCCUCAGUUUCUAUAACUAUAACAGUUUCUGUAACAGUUUCUAUAAUGGGGAUGAUAAUCAUAACAGAGGGUUGUUGUAAGGGUAAAAAAACACUUUGCAAACAUUAAAUCACUACAUAACUGCUGGCUAUUUGCAUGCUUGUCGUUUCUUCUAGGUCUAGGUGGAAUCUGAAUUUUAUCCAUCUUUGUAGUACUUCUUAGCACUAAUAGAGUGCUUUGCACUUGAAGGGUGCAAAAUACUGCUUAAAUGACUGAAUUACAAAAGGUAAACUUAGUUAGUUGAAAGACAAGGUGUGAAUACUGUAAAAUGUUUUUUUUUAAAAACACUCCUCAAUUCAUUUCUAAUCUGUUUUAUAUAACUAUUUCAGUUGGCAUGAAAAUUUUCUUUGUCUAUAAAACAUUCUUGCUGAGAUUCAUUCUAUCUGUUCCUUAGAUAGCAAGAAGCUGUUGGAUUUUACAUUUCAUUAAAAACUUGGGUAAACCUAAUGUACUAUGGUUAUUUAUGCAAAUAAUGUGCCUUUCCUUUAAAACAUUUUUACCUAUCAAAAGCAAAUUCCAGUGCCAAAAUUAUCAUUACCCAGAAUUUGAGUAGGGUAAAACAUGAAUAAGUGGAAAAAAGAGACUAACUGAUAAAACCCUUUUGAGCUUUUACAACAUUCCAUAUAAGGUAUCUAAAAGGGAUGUGAUUUUAUAAAAUCAUGUAGUCUAAGUAAUGUACAUUCCUCUAAGUAUUUUAUAAAACUAAGACUUCUUUGUUACUUGAAACCUGUAAUAGUAAAUAAAUUUUUUUUUUUUCAAAAUGAUUCUAAGGUUUUUAGCAUUAGUUCAUUGUCUGGCACAUAAUAAACACUUUGUAAAUGCUUAUUGACUGGUUUCACUUCUGCCUUUCCCCCAAAAUUAGCAAAAAUGUCAAAAGAUGGGAAAGUCAAUGUUAGAGAGCUAAUGGAAAAAUAGGUACAUCAAUGAAUUAUUAGAAGAAUUGUGAAUUUGGACUACUAUUUUGCAAAGCAAUUUGGAAUUUUGCAAGUAAAGUGACUAAAAUGUAUAUAAAUAUUGACUUAAAAUUUCAUAUACUUCAAGAAGGUCAUAAACAAAAGAAGCUUCAUGUAUGCCAAAAUAUUUAUAGCACUUUUUUUUUAUGGUAGAAAAUAACUGGAUAUAAAGUAGAUGUUCACUUGGAGAGUGGCUAAAUUGUUUAUGUAUGAAUGUUUGAGCUAUUAGUGUGCUAUAUAAGAAAUGACAAACACAAUGAAUAUAGAAACGGAUUUAAAAUGAACUGAUAAAAUAAGGGAGGAAAUCCAUGAUACUACAAAAUGGUAAGUCGUUUAAGUUUGCUGGUUGGGAAAAAGUGGGAUAGAGUAUAGUAUUAGAAAAGCAUAGAGGACAGGCUAUAUGCAAUCUGUUUUGUUCCAUAGGGCAAGACUAGAAAAGAAGAUCAGGGCUUACUAAAAAGAAGAAUUAAAAAGUAAUCUGAUCAUUGAAAGUAUCAAAGCAGUCUUGCCUGCAGACAGGUAUGUGGAGGAGUAAGGCUUUGCCAUGAAUUCAGGAAUGCCAAUACACAUCACCUAGUACUCCCUUAUUUGUAUGGCAGGGGGCUAGUUAAUGUGUGGGUAUGUGUAUAUGGGUAUGUGUAUAUUCUCAAGGAAAGAUGCAGCAUGAGGGACAAGAUGUAUGUUACCUGCCCUUGAAUUGGAAAAAUGUCAUUAUGUCAAUAAACUUUUAUUAAGCAC